ACGUGCGUCCUUACGGAAGCCAAUGCAUCCUGCUGGGUUUAAAAGGUACUCUUCAGAAUUUAUAAUUUCGCUAUUUUAAUGACGCUUCGGGAAGGAUAUCUGUGUUUGUUGUAACCAUGUCAGAAGAAGUCCUGCUGGCUCGUGUGAAGGCUUUGGAGGAAGAGGUGGAGAGACUGAAAGCUCAGCUGAAAAUAGAGAGAGAUGGAGCUGGGACAGAGGAGAGGACUCAAACAUCAGCCAUUCUCCAAACAGAGAGCUCCAAACAUCAGGAAGGUGGAGAGAACCGAUCCAAACAGAAGAAACGAGGAGCCGAGAGGCCCUUUGACUUCUCUGUCCAUCCUCGCAGGCAUGUGGCACUGCGGCUGGCAUAUCUCGGCUGGCACUAUCAGGGCUUCGCGGUCCAGGAGAACACAGACAACACCGUUGAAGCCCGGCUUUUUGAGGCACUGCUGAAGACUAAACUGAUCCAGGACAGACAGACCUCCAACUAUCACCGCUGCGGCCGCACAGAUAAAGGAGUCAGUGCUUUCUCUCAGGUCAUAUCCAUUGAUCUGCGCUCAACACAGUAUGGAGGAGGUUUAGGUGUGACUGUCCCGGCUGGCGUGGAGGUCAAAGGCAAGGCUUCUGCAGAAGAGUUACCCUACGUGAAGAUGCUAAAUAGUGUCCUGCCACAGGACAUUAGGAUCCUGCAGUGGGCUCCUGUAGAAACCGGCUUCAGUGCACGCUUCGACUGCCAGUCCAGAACAUACAGAUACUACUUCCCUCGAGGAGACUUAGACGUGGAUCUCAUGGCAGAAGCUGCUAAACGGUAUGAAGGAACACAUGACUUCAGGAACAUCUGUAAGAUGGAUGUAGGUAAUGGAGUCUUGCAGUUCCAAAGGACCAUCUUGUCUGCCUCCAUCCAGCCAGUCCAACCCAACCCCACCUGCCCUAAUGACCCACACCAACUCCAUGUCUUCCAGGUCAAAGGUCUUGCUUUCCUCUAUCACCAGGUUCGCUGCAUGAUGGCUUUGCUGUUGCAUAUUGGACAGAAGCUUGAAGCUCCAGAAAUCAUUGAUCAGCUGCUGGAUGUGGAGAAAAACCCAAGGAAACCUCAAUACAGUAUGGCGGUGGAUUACCCUUUGGUGCUGUAUGACUGCCACUUCGAGGGUGUGAAUUGGAGGAAUGAAACGGAGGAGAAGAACCACGUCCUGAACUCUCUGCACCAACACUGGGUUCAGAACGCAGUGAAAACCCAAGUUCUGCUUGGCAUGAUCCAAGGCCUUCAGAAAACAAACCCAGAGAUGACAUCUCUGCAUUGUUGGCUCAUGGAGGGCUCCAGGCAGAGGAAGUACCAGCCUCUUCUGGACCGGCCGCGCUGUGAGAGUUUGGAGUCCAGGAUCCAGCACUUCGUGAAGAGAGGAAGACUGGAGCAAGAAGAAGGAGAGAACGGGGAGGAGACGACUGUUUUCAGGGGGAAAAGAUCAAAACAUUCCCAUCUGACAACAACAAACCAAAUCCAGGAGCAAAACCAUGGAGCAAAAACCGAGGUGCCUAUUACAAAACCUUAAAACAUACUGUGCAAAAUAAUAUGAAUUUAACUUUGUUCUCUUAGCAGCACAAUUACUUAAUUUUCUGUUUUGCCAAAGAAACUCUUUUAUUAAUGGAUUGCUCCGUGUUCUGAUCAUGUGUGAAUUUGAAUUUGAAAUGAGAUGAUGUUGCUCAUAUAUAUAUAUAUAUAUAUAUAUAUAGAUACUACAUCAGUGGAAAUGUCCUUAAAGUUGGCAAUGGCCAUUUAGUGUCUUUAUUUGUAUUGAUUAAAUUACUGACCUAUAGAUAUUAAAUCCAUGUGGUUGCAUUAUUAAUGCCACAUCUGGACCUAGAAUAUGUUGGAUUUUUUUAAAUGUCCCGUUUUGUAAAUAAUUAUGUAAUAUCAUAUUGUCAACAAAAUCAGUUCAAUGCAAUGAACUGAUGCCAAAUUGAAAUCUGUUUCA
This is a messenger RNA of Sinocyclocheilus grahami, 1973 nucleotides long. RefSeq names its product tRNA pseudouridine(38/39) synthase-like. The transcript has 7 exons. The coding region runs from base 117 to 1550 and encodes 477 amino acids. Lineage: Eukaryota; Metazoa; Chordata; Actinopteri; Cypriniformes; Cyprinidae. Gene Ontology annotation, cellular component: cytoplasm; nucleus. Gene Ontology annotation, molecular function: pseudouridine synthase activity; RNA binding. The record is from RefSeq and is a predicted model, not a curated record. Gene Ontology annotation, biological process: mRNA pseudouridine synthesis; tRNA pseudouridine synthesis.